AUGCCUCCCUGGGCGCCGGGCCCGUCCCCGCUAUCCCGGGGGGCGGAGGGCAGGGCGGAGGGCGGAGGGGGGGUUGGAGCCGCGGCCGCCGCUCCCUCGGGCCUCCCCUCAUGCGCGCUGCGCCGCCGCCGCCGCUCCUCUCCGCACUCGUCCUGGCGCUGGCGGCCAACGCAGGAGCCGCAGCUCUUGCCCCUGUUGUUUGCCUCUGGUUUUGUUGGUGAGGAUAUCACAGUGAUGUCUGCAUUCAACCUGCUGCAUUUGGUGACAAAGAGCCAGCCAGUGGCCCUGCGAGCCUGUGGGCUUCCCUCAGGGUCAUGUAGGGAUAAAAAAGACUGUAAGGUGGUCUUUUCCCAGGAGGAGCUGAGGAAGCGGCUGACACCCUUGCAGUACCAUGUCACUCAGGAGAAGGGGACGGAAAGUGCCUUUGAGGGGGAGUACACACAUCAUAAAGCUCAAGGAAUAUACAAAUGUGUUGUUUGUGGAACUCCUUUAUUCAAGUCAGAAACGAAGUUUGACUCCAAUUCAGGUUGGCCUUCCUUCUAUGAUGUGAUCAGUCCCGAUACAAUUACUUUCACUGAUGAUUUUUCCUAUGGGAUGCAUCGGAUUGAAAUAUCCUGCAGUCAGUGUGGUGCACACCUGGGGCACAUUUUUGACGAUGGACCUCGUCCAACUGGCAAACGAUACUGCAUAAACUCUGCUUCGUUAUCCUUCAAGCCUGCAGAGAAGAACAGCGCUGGAGAAGGCAGUGGUAGCACCCGUCCUGCCCAAACAGGCAAAGCUGAGCUGUAGGACAUGGCAAACCCUCAGAGAGCUGCUCUCAUCCCGCACAGCUCACAAGGCAUGUUUUCUGAGUUGCCUGCUACCUUAUAUCCUAAGAAUGUGUAAAUGUAUGAGAGCAUUUUGCACCAUCCUUUUUCUUCCGCUCCUUUCUGGAGCUAGGGCCUUGCCUGCCAGUGCAUUUUACUAUAU
Messenger RNA from Lagopus muta (rock ptarmigan), 969 nucleotides. It is a transcript of the gene MSRB3, whose product is annotated as methionine sulfoxide reductase B3. The record is from RefSeq and is a predicted model, not a curated record. Gene Ontology annotation, molecular function: peptide-methionine (R)-S-oxide reductase activity. Lineage: Eukaryota; Metazoa; Chordata; Aves; Galliformes; Phasianidae. Gene Ontology annotation, cellular component: cytoplasm. Gene Ontology annotation, biological process: protein repair; response to oxidative stress.